Molecule: messenger RNA, 1476 nt
Organism: Botrytis cinerea B05.10
Lineage: Eukaryota; Fungi; Ascomycota; Leotiomycetes; Helotiales; Sclerotiniaceae
Exons: 4
Coding region: 65-1009 (314 amino acids)
Biological process (GO): methylation
Molecular function (GO): methyltransferase activity
Source: RefSeq, a predicted model, not a curated record
GUAUCAAUGCUAGGCUUUUGCUCAAGACUACGUACCAAAAAUUCAAGCAUCCCUAUAAGUGAAUAUGAGUGGUGAAAUAAGUCGGAACAUGGGCGAAAGAUAUCCCGAAGAAGCAUCAAAAUUGUUGAAAGGUAGCAUCAUUUAUCAUUACGACGUAUGCGCUGAAUACUAUUAUUCCCUUUGGGGCGAGCAUAUCCACCACGGAUACUUCCUCACUCCCGCCGAUACAAAAGAAAUUGCUCAAAUACAACAAAUAGAACUCUUGGUUCACCAAUCGAACCUCGAACCGGGAAGCAAAGUGUUGGAUAUUGGAUGUGGACUCGGCGGUACUUCUCGAUAUCUAGCUCGAGAAUUGGGUUGUGAGGUGAUAGGAAUCGCAUUGAGUGAAGCAGAGAUAAGGAUUGCGAGGCGAGUGAGUAUAGGAGAGGCAGAUGGUGAAAAUGAGGGUGAAGAUGGGUUCAUUAGGCUGGGUAAAGGGAAGGUAAAAUUCAUGGUACUGGACGCUGAGAUGAUUGAGGAAACUUUUGAGAAUGAAACGACAAAAAUGUUUGACUGUGUAUGGAUUUCGGAUGCAAUGAGCCAUCUUCCAGAUAAGAGAAAGUUCGUCAGUGACGUAGCAAGGCUCUUGGAUAUUGGAGGAAAGCUGGUGCUUGCGGAUUGGUUUGCAGCUACUUCUGGUAUGAACGACAGUGUGAAGACUAAGCAGCAAAAGGACGACUUGGCAGCUAUUGAAAAUGGCAUGAUGCUUCCUCCACUCAUCAGUCAAGAAGUAUUUAUACGCUUGGCUGGAAUGAAGGGGCUAAGUCUUUUAGUCGAACCACUCGAGAUUAGUGAUAAAGUAUCGCGGACAUGGGAUAUAUCGUGGUCCUUAAUUACAAAGCCAAGAUUAUGGCUAUUUGCUCUUUCUCAAGGAAGGGAAGGGCUAGCGUUUGUAGGUGCUCUGAGGGCGAUGAGAAGGGCAUAUUCGAACCAGACAUUUCAAUAUGCUGUUUUGGUGUUUGGGAAAUAAAACAGAACUGUGUGUAUCUUGUUGUAAAACCUUAUGGGUGAAGUCAGUGGUAGAUAAUAUUUCCAUAGACGUUGCUUAUUUCAAAGCCCACGUUGGUCAUUGGGCGCGGGCGAAUCGAGUUCCGUGCAUUUGGAAACCUGCAUUUGAAAAUUUGCCAGUUACAGUCCCCUCAUCUUGUAUAGCGCCAACAUCAUUUUGAUGCUUAGUGUUAUCGCGAAAUAGAAGUAUUAGCCAAAUAGGAUAGAAUGUCAAUACCUAAGCCGGGGUUUGUAAACCGUCUGGGAAAAUGUAAUCAUCUUACUCCGAAUUAUACUUCAAAUUAUUUCUCUCCCGUGGGUCAACCACAAACACACAUUUUAUACUGAGCUUCGGCUUACUACUCUGAGUAUUCUUCAUCGGUAGAAGUUUCUAUCUAUCGCCAACACUGUGUGAGGAAGGAACAUAGAUCGAAUUGUCAAACAAACACA